Molecule: messenger RNA, 1838 nt
Organism: Rhincodon typus (whale shark)
Lineage: Eukaryota; Metazoa; Chordata; Chondrichthyes; Orectolobiformes; Rhincodontidae
Gene: aptx
Product: aprataxin
Exons: 8
Coding region: 468-1475 (335 amino acids)
Biological process (GO): single strand break repair; double-strand break repair
Cellular component (GO): nucleus
Molecular function (GO): DNA 5'-adenosine monophosphate hydrolase activity; single-strand break-containing DNA binding; single-stranded DNA binding
Source: RefSeq, a predicted model, not a curated record
AGUGCACGUCGGGGAGUGUGGCAGUGGAAUCUUAAUGCAGUGCACGUCGGGGAGUGUGGCAGUGGAAUCUUAAUGCAGUGCACGUCGGGGAGCAGGACAAUGGGAGUGUCCUGCAGCGGUUGAUUUUUGUCGGAGAAGACUUUCAAUUGCUUUUUGAAAAAAAUAGUUAAAUAGUAGAGCAAUGUGGGAAACCUAAGUGACACGUUUGCUCUUUAAAGUGUCUCCCAGGCUCUGGUGUGGGAGUUAGCUGGCUGCGGUUUUUAUUUGAACAGCUUUCCUGAGCUGAGCCUUUGGGCCCGUUGAUUCCAGGGACUGUCAGUCCUGAUGCAGGCAGGGAUUGUUUGAGUCUUCUCACGAGAAGUCUUGAGACAACACUCUAACGCAGUACUGAGGAAGUGUCACGUUAUCAGGGAUUUCUUUCCAAUGAUGUUUAAUUUGGGACCCCAUUCUCUCCCUCAAUAAGAAUAAUGCGAGUUUGUUGGUUGGUGAGUAAAGAUGGGAGGCACCAACCAAUACGACUUGCGCACUUAGUCUGUGUUAUGAUUGGAAGAAGUCCUGAAACCAAAAUAACAGAUAAAAAAUGUUCACGGCAUCAAGUACAGCUGAAAGCAGAUUACAAUAAGGGAUAUGUUCUUGUAAAACAGUUGGGCAUAAAUCCAAGCAAUGUCAAUUCUGAAGACUUGAAAAGAGAUCAAGAGGUGAAAUUAAAACCAGGACAGGACCUUUACGUUGUCAAUCAGCUCUACCCCUACACCAUAAGGUUUGAAGAAGGGACAUCAGACGGGGAUGCGUUGUCACUAAAGAGGACGUAUGAAGAGAUUUCUCCAAACAGUGGCUCCAGUGUGUCAAAUAAACAUCUGAAGACUGCGGACUCCAAUCCAAGGCAGUAUCACACAUUUAAUUCUGAGUCUGAAGCGAAGAAAGAGAAGACCAAAGAUGGGUGUAAGGCAGAAAAUAGCAGUGACUCCGUGACUCCGGUGAACUCUUCUGACGCCUCGGGAAGAAAAGAUUUUCAAGGAAUGUGGAGCCAGGGGCUAAAGAUCUCCAUGCAGGAUCCCAAAAUGCAGGUGUAUAAAGAUGAUAAAGUUGUUGUAAUUAAGGACAAAUAUCCAAAGGCCCGAUUUCAUUGGCUGGUUUUGCCAUGGGAAUCUAUCUCCAAUCUGAAGGUUGUGAGGAGGGAUCACUCAACUCUACUUCAACACAUGCACCAAGUUGGCCAAAAGCUGGUGCAAGAAUGUCUGGAUACUGACACAUUGAAAUUUCGGCUGGGUUACCACGCUAUUCCCAGCAUGAGCCACAUUCACCUUCACGUGAUCAGCCAAGACUUUGAUUCACCUUGCUUGAAAACGAAAAAGCAUUGGAAUUCAUUUAAUACAGAUUAUUUCCUGGAAUCAGAAGGUAGGUUGGACAUCCACUUGCAUCCUUGGCUUUCAAACAUUUCUGCACUGAGUGGACUCCCAGUGCAUCAGAUGUGACCCAAAUGGUAGCACACUUACCACUCAGUAAGAAGGUUCAGGGCUCAAGUCUUCAGGACAUGAACGCAAAAAUCAAGACUGAUAAUCCCAGUCCAGUAUUGAGGAAGUACUGCAUUGUUACAGCUAACAUCUUUUAAGCCAUGUCUUUCCUCUUGGGUGGAUAUAAUACAUGUUUCCUCACAGUAGGUCACAACAUUGCUCCCAUACUUAAUCCCAAUCCCACAAAUGAACGGUCACAGCUAUUAUCAGGCAUGAAAAUGGGAUUACAAAUGGUAAGAAAGUUUGGGAACCACUGAUGUAUAAAAGAUCUCUGCACUAUUUUGAAAAAGUGCAAGAGUUGUUCUGGUUAUUCUGGCCAAUAUU